AUGUCCGCGCCCGGCACGACGAGGGGCGUGAUGCGCUCGCUCAAGCACCUGCAGCCGCCGACCAAGGGGUCCAAGUUCGCAGUGCGGGCGCCCACGCACGCCGCGCACCGCGCCAAGUUUGUCCACGUCAAGGACCGGGUGCCCUACUGGAACAUUGUGCCCGGCGACCACGUCCGGCUGCGUUCCGGCCGCGUCGGCCAGAAGCAGGGCCUCGACAGCGACGAGGAGCCAAAGAUCCGCGGCGAGGGUAUCGUCCUCAGCAUCGAUCGGGAGAAGAACUGGGUCUGGCUCCGCGAUGUCGAUGAGCAGAACCAGCUCUCGCCCAAGUCGCUGCGGCACGUUGUCCCUCGAUUGGUGGACCCGGGAGACCCGUCCAAGGGCUACGGCCCCAACGUGUCCGAGAUCCCGCGCCCCGUCCACUACUCGAACCUCAUGCUCAAGAUCCCCGGCUCAGAACAAUACGCGGUGCGGCUGUCCCGUUCGCAGGUCAAGUACGACAAGCGCAAGGGCAUGUUCAAGUGGAAGCGCUUCGCCACCAUCCGCAACUCGGAAGACGAGAUCGCCAAGACGGGCAAGACGUUUGAGAAGGUCGAGGUGCCGUGGCCCAAGCUGCCGGGCAGGAAGAGGACGCUCGACUCGUACCACAGCGCCUCGUUCGAGGUCGAAAACGAGACGUGGGCGCCAUGGCGACCCGAGGACCCCGUGUACCUGCCCGGGCCGGCGGCACGGACGUCUGCGCAGUCGGAGCUGCACGCCCAGGCGCUUCGGCUGCAGCGUGGCGGGAUGAGCGAGGCCAAGCUGGCCAAGUCGGGCAUCACGCUUCCCGCCGCGCUCGAGAUGCUCAAGCUGCGCAGCGGCGACACGAGCGGCGGCAAGGUGGGCACCUACGCCGGCUUCAAGACGGCGCGCGCCAAGUCGGCUCCGAUCGCGCAGCCACCCACGCCCGCCGAGAUGGUGCAGGCGCAGCGCCGCGACGUCGGUGGCUGGGCGAGCGAUGCCGAUAUCGUCCGGCACAGGCGCAACGGCGGUCUCGCCUUCGCCGCUACCGACUACCUCGACAUCGCACCGCGCCACGGACCCGCCCACGGCGGAGACUGGUCCGACCUCCCGCACUCGACCCAGCACGGCGGCCUCGACGGCGAGCGCGACCGCGCCACCGGUCGCCUCGUCAACGGCCUCAGCCGGAACGACGUCGACCGCAUGCCCAUCGAGCUCCUCAUGAAGAAUGACCUCGUCAACGAGUCCGGCCUCAAGUGGAGGAUGCGGAGGUGGAAGGACAAAAAGGCCCACGAGCAGGAGCAGGCCGCCCUCCUCAACAGGCAGCGCGACAAGCUCCUCCGGGAGCUCAACGUUCUCAAGAUUUAG
Messenger RNA from Pseudozyma flocculosa PF-1, 1365 nucleotides. RefSeq lists its product as uncharacterized. The transcript is spliced from 4 exons. Bases 1 to 1365 code for a protein of 454 amino acids. The record is from RefSeq and is a predicted model, not a curated record. Lineage: Eukaryota; Fungi; Basidiomycota; Ustilaginomycetes; Ustilaginales; Ustilaginaceae. Gene Ontology annotation, molecular function: RNA binding.